Girardinichthys multiradiatus is the source of this 1509-nucleotide messenger RNA. RefSeq names its product dynein, cytoplasmic 2, light intermediate chain 1 (gene dync2li1). The coding region runs from base 266 to 1339 and encodes 357 amino acids. The record is from RefSeq and is a predicted model, not a curated record. Gene Ontology annotation, molecular function: dynein heavy chain binding. Lineage: Eukaryota; Metazoa; Chordata; Actinopteri; Cyprinodontiformes; Goodeidae. Gene Ontology annotation, cellular component: ciliary basal body; axoneme; cytoplasmic dynein complex. The transcript has 13 exons. Gene Ontology annotation, biological process: intraciliary transport involved in cilium assembly; intraciliary retrograde transport.
AAAUCAAAACAAUCAGUGUCCCGAAUGCUGUUGAAUUAAGAGAAACACAUGGGGCAAGAGUUUUUAGUUAAAACAAUCUUUUUAUUUUUUGCAAAGUAUAGAUUUUCUUAGGAUGUUGACUGCUGCCUUACAUGCUCCAGCACGGUAGGUGGCGGUAUGCACCUUAAGGUAGUUCCCCAAUCUGCCUUGAACGCAAAGAAAAAGAGUGGUGUUGCUCUGGCAACGCUUGUGGUCGUUUACGUCUCUUGGCUAAUUCUUCAGUUUGAUGGCAAAAAUAAGCUCAGACACGCUUUGGGAGCUGGCAGCGGCGGAGGUCCAGAGUCAGGAGAGCGGAGCUGGAGAUGGGGACGGAGGCGAGACUGUCUGUGAACGGAGCGUGUUUCUAAUGGGGAGCAAGGCUGGGGGUAAAACGUCCAUUCUCCUCAGAUGUCUGGAGAGGGAUGAGCCACCGAAGCCAACUCUAGCACUGGAGUAUACUUUUGGCAGAAGGGCCAGGGGACACAACACUCCCAAGGAUAUAGCCCAUCUGUGGGAGCUGGGAGGAGGAACAUCUCUUUCAGACCUCAUCCAGAUUCCCAUUACUCUAGUCAGUAUAAGCUCUCUUUCUGUUGUGCUCGUUCUGGACCUGUCUAAACCUAACGGUCUGUGGGGAACCAUGGAGAAACUUCUGCAUGCAGCACAAGCUCAGGUGGAAAAAGUCUCUUCUAACGCACAGAUGUUCAAACCUGGAGCCCAACAGUACAAGGCUGCUCGCUCAGCAGCUCGGGUCUUACCAAGAGAUUACCCAGACAGAGAGCUGAUCAGUCCCUUUCCUGUUCCACUGCUCAUCGUUGGCAGCAAAUAUGACCUCUUUCAGGAAUUUGAAUCUGACAAGAAGAAAGUGAUUAGUAAAACCCUUCGUUUUCUUGCCCACUAUUACACAGCCUCUCUGAUCUUUACUAGCAUUAAAUCUGAGAGCCUCAUGUCAAAAACCAAGAGCUUCUUCUCCGAUCUGGCGUUUGGUCUGGACAGAGGGAAAACUGUGUCCUGUGACUACAGUAAACCUCUCAUCAUUCCAGCUGGCGCUGACUCUUUCAGCCAGAUAGGAUCGCCUCCUACAACAGACGUGGACAUAAUGUCUCUACAUGCAAAAAACCCAAAGGAUCUGUGGAAAAAAGUGUAUGAACGAGUCUUUCCCAGCGAGAGCUCUGGUGAGCAGAGAGACCUGAAGGAUCCAGGCAAAGACCCACAGUACAGUGAGCCUCAAAUUGAUGCAAUGAGGGCACAAAAAGACCAGGAGUUGGAGCAGUAUAAAAGAAAUGCAGCAAAGUCAUGGAAAGAACUGGAGCUGGAGACAUAAGAAAUAACUUUAUUACACACAUGCAUUGUUAUGUACAUUUAUCGAACAUUUUGCUGUAUUUAUUUCAUUUGUUUACAUUUUCUUUUAUAUCUUCAGAAUUUAUGAAUUUUUUGUUAACCAUAAUAAUUGUUUAUUCUCCUGCUAAUAAAACAGGUUCUUCUAAAAACAAA